AUGGAUAAGCCUCGCUCUGAAAAAACCGCCUUCGUGAUCAUGAUACCUCCCCUGCCAGGUAAGUAUGAGUUGCUGCCCACCCACCGCCCAACACGCUCGAGCUCGCCCCACUCUGCACGCACGGUCACUUCCCUCGCACCACCCCCGCACACUCAGCCCCUGCGCGCCCCUCGGCCCGGCCUCGCCCACCCGGGGAACAACCUCAGGAACCUCCGCGUGUGCACACGCAGGACACCGAGGCCCGGGAGGAGCGGGACCAGCAGCCUCUGCGCGCCGCUCAUCUACAUACGCCACGCCCCCUGCCGGGAUGUCCCGGAUGUCAUGUUGUUCCAGGCGGGGGCGCGGGACCUACUAACCCCACCCGAGACUCGCCGGUGUCUCGGGAAGGGAGCGCGGGGUGGGUCGGGGCUCGAGUCUCGUCUCUCCUUCCUUUCAGCAAAAAAGGCCGCGGUCCCCACUUGUAGAAAGAGGGACGGCGGGGAGGAAACGAGGCAUCUUGAAACUCGGCGCCCGGAUGCCGGCCACCACCACGCCCGGGCCGCAGCCACCCCGCAGGAUUGCCGGGUCCUCGCACCCUCACCCGGCGCCCUGGAGGUCCCCCGACCUGAAGCCUCCACCUUCAGUGCCUCCCACCACGUGGCCUACUUCGAAGCUUCUGCCAAACUGCGCCUCAACGUGGAUGAGGCCUUCGAGCAGCUGGUGCAGGCCGACGGGAGGAGAAGGGGAAGACAGAGGAUGAGAUGGUUGGAUGGCAUCACCGGCUCAAUGGACAUGAGUUUGAGUAGGCUCCAGGAGUUGGUGAUAGACAGGGAAGCCUGGCAUGCUGCAGUCCAUGGGGUCGCAAAGAGUCUGUCACUACUGAGCGCCUGAACUGAACUGAACUGCCUCUCAAACUGGAGACUGUGUUUCUGCUUUGUCUUCCUCUCCUGGCAAACUACUGUGGUCAC
Budorcas taxicolor (takin) is the source of this 947-nucleotide messenger RNA. RefSeq lists its product as uncharacterized. The transcript is spliced from 5 exons. The coding region runs from base 1 to 870 and encodes 289 amino acids. NCBI's taxonomy places the organism in Eukaryota, Metazoa, Chordata, Mammalia, Artiodactyla, Bovidae. The record is from RefSeq and is a predicted model, not a curated record.